Nilaparvata lugens (brown planthopper) is the source of this 1374-nucleotide messenger RNA. RefSeq lists its product as uncharacterized. The record is from RefSeq and is a predicted model, not a curated record. Lineage: Eukaryota; Metazoa; Arthropoda; Insecta; Hemiptera; Delphacidae. The transcript is spliced from 3 exons. The coding region runs from base 249 to 1322 and encodes 357 amino acids.
GCUCCAAUGACUCGAGUGACUCGAGCUAGGUGACACGCGUUUCAUGGGAGCUUUUGACAGUUCAUCACCCGGUCGCCAUCUUUGAUUUUUCUAGCCCGGGUCAGGAAUCGUGACCCGACCAAAUAGUACGGGCUACGAAGUUGUAGCUCGAGUCACCCGGAAUCGGAGCGCUCCUAUUGGUUGAAAGUUUCGCGUCGUCUGCUCUGGUCUGCAGUCAAGAAAACAACACAACUUUUGCAUUUGCAAAUAUGGAGGAUUACUAUGAACAGCAGUAUGUUUUUGAUGGCAUAUUUUAUAAAAUAAUCGAAAAGGAGGAGAUUCAUACAUUAUUGGCUGGCAGCCCGGACUUCUUCCAGUCCUAUCUGAAAAAAAACGAUGGCCACAUCGAGAUGGCUGGUGUAGCAACAGAAGCCACCACAGACAGUCAUGUGUGGACGACUGAAGCGACCAAACUACUUUUGGAAGAGUACCACACGAGGACGAACAAAUUCAGAAACUCAAAAAUUAAAAAUGUAAUACUAUGGAGAGAAAUCAUUGAUGUUUUUGAAGCCCAUGGGUACUCUGGGAUCACUGAAAAGAUCCUAGAUGAUAAAUUUAGAAGUAUGAAACGAACAUUUAAUCGUAUAAAAAAAAACAAUGAUACUAGAAAAAGCACUGGUAAGGGGUCCAUCAAGCCUUGGGAAUUUUAUGAUUCGAUGGCAGAUAUUUUGCAAGAUGAUUCUACGGUCAACUUGCAUAAAGCAUUUAUUAUGAGCAGCUCCUUUGCCCCUCCUUCCACAUCAACAUCCCCUGCCCAUCCACUUCCCUCAACUUCCUUUGCCCGUCCACCCCCAUCAUCAUCUCCAGCCAAUCCACUUCCCUCAACUUCCUUGCCCGUCCACCCCCAUCAUCAUCUCCAGCCAAUCCACUUCCCUCAACUUCCUUUGCCCGUCCACCCCCAUCAUCAUCUCCAGCCAAUCCACUUCCCUCAACUUCCUUUGCCCGUCCACCCCCAUCAUCAUCUCCAGCCAAUCCACUUCCCUCAACUUCCUUUGCCCGUCCACCCCCAUCAUCAUCUCCAGCCCAUCCACUUCCCUCAACAUCCUCCACCCCUCCCCCACCACCAUCAUCUCCAGCCCAUCCUUUUCCCUCAACAUCCUCCACCCCUCAACCUCAAUCAUCAUCUCCAGCCCAUCCUUUUCCCUCAACAACCUUCACCCCUCCACCACCAUCAGCAUCCCCUGCCUAUCCUUUCCCAUCAACCUCGACAGCUUUCUCUCUCCCAAAUACGCCAACCAAGAGAAAUCUUCCAGAAGAUGAUCCAUCUCCCCGAAAAAGGAUGAGAGUAAAGCCUAGUAGGAGAUGGCAGAAGUUGGAGGAGCAAAGGAGGGAGAG